Messenger RNA from Humulus lupulus (European hop), 948 nucleotides. RefSeq names its product glutathione S-transferase T3-like. The record is from RefSeq and is a predicted model, not a curated record. The transcript has a single exon. Lineage: Eukaryota; Viridiplantae; Streptophyta; Magnoliopsida; Rosales; Cannabaceae. Bases 1 to 948 code for a protein of 315 amino acids.
AUGGUUUCAAGAAAUUAUAAGCCAAGUAUGGAAAAGUCUAGUAUUGAUUUGAAUCGUGAAACAUCAUCGACAUCUGUCUCUGAAACCCAACAUGAACAUGGUGUUGAAGGGUUGGAAAAUGUAGUUCUACACAAUGAAGAUGAAUCAAGGCAUAAAUCUAAAGUCAAAUGGAGCAAGGAAGCCACUAUACUUCUGAUAAGUGGAUGGCUUAAUACAUCUAAGGAUGCCAUUGUGGGGAAUGACCAAACUUCUACACAUUUCUGGGCUCGGAUCGCAGAAUACUAUAACACCAACCAAAAAGGCGAGCAAGCAAGAACUGGAAGGCAAUGCAAAGAUCAUUGGAACAUGAUGAAUCAAAAGGUGGUGCGUUUCAAUGGGUGUUAUAAACGAGUACAGCAAGCACAUCACAAUGGUUGGUCUGAUGAGCAAAUUCUUGAGAAUGCACAUCAAUUGUACAAAUAUGAAAAUAACAACUCAAAUUUUCUGCUUGUGGACUGUUGGAGAUUGCUAAAGGAUGAGCCGAAAUGGAAUACAAUGUACCAACCAAAAGGUGGUAAGAGAACAAAGGUGUCAGAAUCAGGGGCAUUUACUUCUUCUUCCAAUGCAGACAUCAGUGAUGAUGAAGUACGUGAAGUGCGCUCUACUGGCCAAAAGGCAGUAAAGAGAAAAGGGAAGGAAAAAAAAGACACACAUGCUAGAUUUAUAGAGAUUAGUGAACAGAAAGCAUCUACAUUGGAGAAAUUAGUGGUGAUAAAGGAGAAAGAGGCAGAAGAUAAUAGGAUGACAAAAUACAAGGAUUAUCUCAUCAUGGACACGUCGCAUAUGACUCCUGAACAAAAGAAAGAUCAUGAAAACUUGUGUACUUAUAUUAAGAAUAAUAUCCUGAAGUUGAAAUUGCUAUGUAUUUUUAUCAACCGCAUUAUUAUGUAUUUUAUUUUAUUUAAAUAA